UGCCAGCAGCGACGCCUAGCGCCGAAGCGACAGAGCGAAUCGUCACACUAAAGCCAAACGCCAGCACAAGCAGAGUAUUCAGCGUCCGUUUCGACCGGUAGCUGCCUUUGUCUCCACACCAGCAAACGUGAGUUUUAAAAGCAGUGAAGAAGAUACAACAAAAUGUCGGACGACAACUCUGCAGUAGUAGAUGAUCAGAAAAAGAAGCGAGGCCGACCAGCAAAAGCAGACAAGGGUGUAGCAAAGGAAGCAAAAAAGAGAGGACGACCUGCAGCAGAAAAUAAAAACAACACUGCACGUUCAAAAUCCGACAACGAAGAUGAUGCUCCUUCUGCACCUGCUAAGAGAGGUCGAGGUCGACCAAAGGGUUCUCACAAGAAAAAGGUAGGAGCUGCGAAAGGAACAGCACCGUCUUCUGGACGUGGGCGUGGCAGGGCAAAGAAAGUGGAAGAAAAGCCUGAGAGUACUGGCGAGGAAGAGGACGAACAGGAAGAAGAGGAAGAAGAAGAAGAGAACUGAGCAAGACAUCAAGAAUUUUUCUUUAAGACUUAUGAACUUUUUAAGUCUUUGAAGACUUCUAGGUUUUUAUAUAUCGUAGAUAACUCUUUUUGUCAAUAAACUCCCAGCCCAUUUUUUUAAAAAAGACUUCAUAUGGUUGACAUAAUCACGUGGGAGAAACAUUGUUCACGGGAAAUAAAUCCAUUGAGACAUUUUUCUCGAAAUAACACGACAAAUUGUAUUUAAAAAAAAACUUCAAACAUGCUAUUUGAAUCAUUUGGAAAGUGUAUUAAACUCUCACUAAUAGUCGAUCAGGUGAAAACUGUUCUCGUAAAUGCCCAACGAUGUAACACUAGUUCGGUUUUUCUCGAGUUCCGCAAUCAGCAGACUGUUUGUGGGCGAGCACUCACUUCGAGGUCAUUCACAAAAUACGUGACGCGUUUAGGGUGGAGCGAAGUGUACCCUAGUAUCAUUCUCCAUGUUAAGGCCAAUGAAAAAGUAUCACGCAGGGUGUGUGUGAGAGAGGGGGGGGGGGGUCCUGAAGUGCCUGAAAAAUGUAUCACGUAUUUUGUAUGGUCGCUUAGAUUUUUUAAACAUUUUGAUGAGAAUAUUUACAAUUUUAACUAAAGUAGAAAAAGUAGCAAUUUGGGUUUUUAGUAAAGUUUUAAAACAACCAAACUCAAUUUGAUGUACUGUGACUUGUAUCAUCAUGAUGUAAUCUUAAUAAUUUCUAAAGCCUAUACUAUGCCCCACACGCUUUAAUUCAUACCACUCUGUAAUAGCAUCAAGUGUAGAAUUUCUCGAUAAAUUAAUGUUGUGAUGAACAUAAAAUGGAAUAUUUCACGUAUGCUACGAGUGUGAGAAAGAACAUUUCUUUGUAAUAAAAUAAGAGCAAGUGAGUAAUUGAUGUCCUGUUUCUAACCAAGUAUACACUGUGAGUGAAUGUCAAAUUUGUAUUAAAGUAAAUAAAUUCGCAGAAUACUCCUA
Messenger RNA from Belonocnema kinseyi, 1485 nucleotides. RefSeq names its product high mobility group protein B1-like (gene D1). The transcript is spliced from 3 exons. Lineage: Eukaryota; Metazoa; Arthropoda; Insecta; Hymenoptera; Cynipidae. Gene Ontology annotation, biological process: regulation of DNA-templated transcription. The record is from RefSeq and is a predicted model, not a curated record. Bases 163 to 519 code for a protein of 118 amino acids. Gene Ontology annotation, molecular function: DNA binding.